Messenger RNA from Pseudophryne corroboree (corroboree frog), 2027 nucleotides. RefSeq names its product beta-crystallin B1-like. The transcript has 6 exons. The record is from RefSeq and is a predicted model, not a curated record. Gene Ontology annotation, biological process: visual perception; lens development in camera-type eye. Gene Ontology annotation, molecular function: structural constituent of eye lens. The coding region runs from base 149 to 778 and encodes 209 amino acids. Lineage: Eukaryota; Metazoa; Chordata; Amphibia; Anura; Myobatrachidae.
GCCUCUCACUGCACUGCUGCGGCUGGAGUAUUUGCAUAGUGGGCGGCAUCCUGCUGGAACUAGUCCAACCUACCACGUUGCCUCAUUGAAGACCGGAGCUGCUGCGGAGUGCAGGACUGCGGCGGCGAUUUAUUUUAGAUUUGUCAAGAUGUCUCACAGCGGAGCACAGGGAAGCAUUGGCAGCCACUCAUCUUUAGGUCUGCAUAAUUACAAGCUGAUCUGCUAUGAGUAUGAAAAUUUUCAAGGUCGCAAGGUGGAAUUUAGCUCUGAGAGCAGGAACUUGUGUGACCGGGGCUUUGACCAAGUGAAGUCCAUUCGAGUGGACUCUGGACCCUGGGUAGCAUAUGAACAGAAGGAUUUCACUGGUGAGAUGUUCAUUAUGGAGAAAGGAGAGUAUCCUCGCUGGGAUUCCUGGUCUAACUGCUUCCGUGCUGACAGGAUUAUGUCAUUGAGACCAGUUCGUAUGGACACACAGGAUUAUAAGAUCUCCCUCUAUGAAGGUAUCAACUUUGAGGGAAGAAAGAUGGAGGUCUGCGAUGAAGAUAUCCCCAGCUUGUGGUCCUAUGGAUUCCAGGACAGGGUCGCAAGUGUCCAAGUACUUGGAGGAACAUGGGUUGGAUACCAAUACCCUGGUUACAGAGGCUACCAAUACCUGAUGGAAUAUGGACCAUACAAGCACUGGAACAACUGGGGAGCCACCCAGCCCCAGAUUCAGUCUGUCCGCCGAGUGAAGGACAUGCAGUGGUACAAGAGAGGAAACUUUGAAGUUGGGAAAUAAAAAGGCUUCAAGGAUAAGACACAGAACUUGACUGGCAAGAAAGGGACUUGUUUCUUUUAAACUUUAAACCAUUUUCAGUUUAUUGGUGGGAGAGACUUUAUUAGUUAGUGUUCAAGAUUAUUUAUUGAGGGUAUUAUUAUUCAGGCUUUGUGAGAGUUUAGAUGCUAUCAGACAGAUCACUGAUAGAACAGUUGGCUCCUUAAAUCAUACACUCAACUGUUUACUUUGCUGCUGCUUCUGUUGUGCAUAAUGGGGUUACUCAAGCACUCGGCAGGCUCGUCCUCUGUCUACCUAGAGGCUUUCUAAGCCUUGCUGUAUCUGUUAAGGGAAAAGUGGGGAUGUUGAGCAUACCGCCUUUUCGCCAUGUCUUUAUUCAUUUUUCUACACCUGAUUCUUUGAUAGCAACUAAACUCCUAUAUAAGCAGGUUAGUUAUAAUAAUCAGAUACUCAGACGUUUGGUCACUGUCAGAGUUGUGGCUACACUAAUCUGGCCUUUACAGCAAUAAUAGGUAAAGGCAGAUACUGGUGAUGGCAACAGACAACUUGAUUUGGAGUUUUUAUAUAGAGCAAGGAAAUCUGGCACACUUCAUUUGAAACUAGACUUCUGUUCCAUCAAAUUAUUUGAAGUCUAAGGUACAAUAAGCCUGUCACUCCACAUCAACCUAAUACAGAGACAUUUAGCCUGUUUGAUUAAUGCCUACUUCUUAGAGAACCAUAAGAAACCAUCUAGAUUUUGCUUUUGCAAUAAUGUAAACCUGACCUACACUGGGCCACGCCAUGUAGUGGAACCACAGCUACUGCCUUGAAAAUAAAACAUUACAAAGACCUGCUGGCGCUAAAGCUAUUACUUUUCUACAUAAAACAGCACAAGAGUUGUAGGUUGUUCUAUUAAAGAAAAUGGGUUAAUCAUCAGGCUUAGCCACACAGAGUUGUCUGUAUUGCAUUAUAUUUAACAUACUGCCAAUGGCCAAACCUAGAUAUAUAAAAUCACAGAAAGUAGUCUCUCCCCCCAAUAAUAUAGAAAAUCCAGAACUUAUGCUUUUAUCAAGGGUGGGAAUAUAUGGGCAUUGUCAUCUUUCUCAGGGAGAAACAAGUCUUGUUUUAUUACACUUAAACCUCAGCCAACGAAUGCACAUCAUGAAAGUGUUCACUGUUCCUUUCCACAGCACUGUCCAUCCAAACGUAGCUCUGCCGAACCAUCAAUACGUGUGUCAAACUCUUUACACAAAUAAAGAUAUUUGCCAUGAAA